AUGACGCAAACUAACGUGAAAACCAAAGUUAAGCGACCCAUGAGGCGUGUAGCCAAAAAUUCUGGCGGUACCAGCGGUAGUGUUGCGGUGUCCAUGCAAGUGGCGUACGAAUGGUAUUUCAAGGAGGACGAUGGGUCGUGGGUUAAGUUUGGCUCCAAAGGAGUUGCUUCCAGUUCAUCGUCCUAUAACUGUGGAUCAACAGAGGUGUUCACUCAAAACCUCUAUGAACAAACAUGUUCUACUACUUGUCUUGAAGUAAACCAUGCUGAAUACGCCAAAGUUCACGCUCUUCUCAGGGCCGAAAUUCCAAACUGCUACAUCAGAAGCCUCUAUAAGGUCACCAACCCAUACUUUAGAGCAAUUUUUGAUAUUAGGAAGGCUCAUCUACAGCGUAAAUAUCCAGGCGUUGUUUAUAGAGAAGAAGAUCUCUUCUACGCGACAAGCUCCAUCAAACAUGGGAAACCUUCUCAUGUCAGCGUGAGCAUCUCACUAUGUGGACUUGAAGUUCUAUUUCUACUAAACAAAAUGGGGAGUUCAAACGGAAAAGAAUUGCCGGCCUCUCCGCUUGAUAUUUGUGAAGACUUUCUGACGAAUUCAUGCACGAAUAAUAAGGAGACGUGCACCAAAGUUCACACAAAAUUCCCGUUCCUCUGGCAAAUCGAGAUGGAGGAAAACUGGCAUAACUUUCCUGAACUCCACAACAAGGAACUUGAGCGGGAGUUUAGAGUUCCUGAAUCUGAUGGUGUCCAACUCCCUGCCGUCCACCCGAUAAACAAUGAGCAAUAUUCCGUCACCAAUAAUGUUUGGUACGCAGAUUUCGAGAAGAUGACGGUUGACGGCGAUGGCCAACACUUCAAGAUAAGACGUUUGUCGACUGAAUCAAGUGCCGCAAAGAAAACCACUUUCAGUACCGACUACGGAUGGUUCUUCAAAGACAAUCUAUGUCAGUGGAUACUUUACGGACAUGUUGGGCUGCCUGAGCAGAAAAACGAUUCAAAUUCUUACGCUCACAUACCAAUGUCGUCAUCAGACGAUAUCGAGCAGCAGUUUUCGGUGAAGGGCUUGAAAACUUUCUCAACUUGUAGUGCCGCAUACGCGUACAAGCUAGAUUUAGAGAAAAUGACCCAAACUAACCAAGAAACUGAGACCACCCGACCCUUGAGACGACGUCCCAAAGCUGGGACACUUAAUCCUGGUUUAGGUCCCGUUGGAGAUUAUACCCCUUCACCAAUGGGAACUUCUGACGUGACUGGUGGGGCGACUGGUUCAUCAUCUAAUCCAGGCACAACCAAUCUAUUCACUGAAAUCCCCUUUGGACAAACGAGUAACGCGACACCCCUUGGAGCAAACCACGCUGAGUACAAAAAAGUUCUAAAACUCUUGAAACCUACCUUGCCUAACUGUAACCUCAGCAGCAUAUUCAAAAUCCGCAACCUUUACCUAGAAACCGUGUUUAAAAACAGGAAGAUUUACCUACAAAGUCAAUAUCCAAGUGUUAAGUACAAGGAAGAAUACCUCUUCCAUGGUACAAAACCUGCUAACGUCGAAGCCAUCCUUGAAGAAAACAUCGAUUGGAGACUUCAUGGAUCCAACGUAGGACAAAUCCACGGAAGAGGAGCUUAUUUCUCAAACAAGUACGAAGAUUCAAGCCAAAGCGGCCCAGUGGUUAUAGCUCAGAGUAUCAGGAUUGGAGCAGAGAAGUGCAGGUUCGAUUCCAGCUACGUGCGAAAGUUCUGCGCAAAAACAUCCCGCUGCUACGGGGAGGUCAUCUUCGUUUGCAAGGUUCUUGUUGGUCUCACCGCCCGCGGCGACUCUUUUACCGUCAAGCCUCCGAAAGACGGAUCCAAUCGGCUUGUUGACACAACAGUUGAUGAUGUUGCCAACCCGACCAUCUUCGUCAAGUAUGAUACUCAGGAGUACUACCCUGAGUACUACAUUGAAGUUGAAUUCAAGGUAUAA
Molecule: messenger RNA, 1959 nt
Organism: Hyalella azteca
Lineage: Eukaryota; Metazoa; Arthropoda; Malacostraca; Amphipoda; Hyalellidae
Product: protein mono-ADP-ribosyltransferase PARP12-like
Exons: 7
Coding region: 1-1959 (652 amino acids)
Molecular function (GO): NAD+ poly-ADP-ribosyltransferase activity; metal ion binding
Source: RefSeq, a predicted model, not a curated record